Molecule: messenger RNA, 1464 nt
Organism: Penicillium psychrosexuale
Lineage: Eukaryota; Fungi; Ascomycota; Eurotiomycetes; Eurotiales; Aspergillaceae
Product: Pal1 family protein
Exons: 4
Coding region: 1-1464 (487 amino acids)
Cellular component (GO): cytoplasm
Source: RefSeq, a predicted model, not a curated record
AUGAAUGCCACUCCAGCGUUUGGAUAUGCGCCUGGCGUGUCGCUGGCCCCGCAGGAAUACCAAGAUUCUCCAACAGCGGCCAGUUUUGGCUCCAAUAACCCCUUCCGGAACCGCGCUCUUUCGCCUGGGUCCAUUUCAUCGAUCAACCGUCCGGAACGCCCACGCUCUACAAACCCAUUCUUAGACGACGCUGAGGGUAUACCUCUGCAGCCAACCCCUGGCGUGUCGACUGGUGCCAAUAUGUUCUCUCCAAUUGAGAAGAAUGAUAUGUCGUCCAACACUCGGGAGCUCUUUGAAUCCCUCUCUCUCAAGCCUGCUCCCCAGAUAAAUCUUCCUCGGCCUGCGGCGUCUGACGCCACCCAACGCACUCCCUCGAAUCGCACCAAACCCUCAAGGGAGCGCCCGGAGCGUCCAGCAGGACGACCGGCGGUGUCAAAACAGAAAGAUCUGCUCGACAUAUUCGCCGACCCCCCUGCUUUGUCCCAAACCUCCAAGGACAAGGCGCCCCGUCGUGUUCGGCGGAACUCGGAGUCUUCGGUGAUGGAUCGAGGUUCGCUAUUGGACCUUGAUGACGACGACGACAAGCGCCGACGUGAACGGCGUCGCGAGCGUGAGAGUCGCAGCAAAGAUGGCAAAUCGCGCUCGGGCCGCAAGGAUCGACGACUUGAUAUCAUUGAUAAGUUGGAUGUGACGAGUAUCUACGGUACCGGAAUGUUCCACCACGAUGGUCCGUUUGAUGCCUGCAACCCUCAUCGCAAUCGCCGCGGCGUGCGUACCGCGCCAAUGCAAGCUUUCCCCAAGGGUUCCAGCAACAUGGCUCUGGGCGGCGCAGGGCCCAACAACUCUAACAUCGAUCUUGACCUUUUCCAUGGCAGGAUGGAGGAAGGACACACUGACUUCUCGACCGCUGCGAGCCGCAACGCUGAGACGGCCGUCAUGGAUCCCACUGCCCGAGUAGACCCGAUUCAUGGGCCGCAGAGUAUGGGACUGGGAACCAGCACCUUCCUCGAUGGAGCUCCGGCUAGUCGGUCUGCCAUUUCACGCCAUCAGACUGAGAAUGAAAACGGUAUGGGACCGAAUGGUGGCCUUGCACGGAAGAAGAGUUUGGCUCAGCGACUACGUGGACGAGGUGCUCCUGGUCGCAUUGCUUAUCCAAACGACAACUACCCCCCUGCGCCACAGGUGAGCUCCAGCCAUUCUGGAACCUCCCGGGGUUAUGAAAGAAACCCCUACUUCCAAGAAGACGAAUAUGAGGAAGAGUGGGACAAGAAGGGAUCGAGUAUCGAAGCUCGCCUCGAGGGCGGCCGAGUUCGAUCGUCCAGCAGUCCUAAGCAAAUGGAGCACAAGAUCAUCAGCGAGCGACCUUACGAAGAGUCGAGGCUUAACACUGGUGGUGGUGGUGGGUUCUUGAACCGGAUGAAGAGUCUGCGCAAACCCAAGCCGGAAAGACGGACUAGCGACUAG